ACAAUCUCACUUUGCCUGUUCAUCUGAAUAUUAGGUAACACAGUGCUACAAGUGUGUUUAUGUAAGUAAUCCUUAGUUAAUAUAGACCAUCCUUAAAAGUUUGUGAAUCUGGGGGAAACAAUUUAAGGCCCUGGGAAGUUUUUGAAAAUAUACAUACAUAGAUACAGGGCAUUGAACGUGCUUGAAUCUAUUUUAUGCAAAGAAAAUCAAUUUUAUUCCCUUUGUAGUGUAGUGUUCCCGUCUCAGGGAAAGCAACGCUGCGUCUCCCUUGCCAUACUUCCUGCGCCCCUGUAAAACCGUCUUUGGCAAUAUUUCAGAAAGCGAUAUACUUCUGGCUCCUGCGUCACCCUGUCUUUGUCGUUAAGCGUCACUAUUGGUUGAAUUUGAGAUACACAUUGAGACGCACUUUCCCCUGGAGGCGUCCCCAAAGUGUCACCGCAGUGACGCAGCGUGAGUUCCCUCGAAACGGAAAUGUAACAAUGUAUCUUAAAAGGUAACACGAUGUAACCUUGCUCUCACUUGAAAUGUGUCCCCAUGUUCAGUCCUUGAAUUUGAGGGUAUUGGACCUGGAAAGUCCUUGAAAGGUCUUUGAAUUUGAAGUUAACUAAGGUGUAGGAACCCUGUAAUCCUCAUUUAGGUAUAUGCAUGUGACUCAUACUUGCUUAGAGCUUGUGCCUUUCACUGUAAAAUAAUUUACUGGCAUUAAGCGCCAUGGAUCAUACAUGACUGAUGUUUCCCUCUAGUGGCCAAAGACCUGAAAAGAUCAGUUCACCCAAAAAUGACAAUUUGCAUAAUUUAUAUAUUUAAAAUAAAAUGGCAUCAUGUUUUUUUUUCAUAUGGGGUUUAACAUGGCAAAACUCCACAUUGCACAGAGCACACAAUCAUUAAAGUAAUCCAAAUGACUCCAGUGGGUUAGAUUGUUCAUAUUUGGGUGAACUAGUACUUUAAAAGGAGCCAAACUCACAGGAUUUAUUAAAAUAAUCGCACAAUGUAUAUCAAUAUACAGGUUAUAUGAUUGAUAAUCUGUGAGUUGGUGGUUUUUAAAUACAUUGUGUGAAAUAUUGAUAUUUACUCAACAAGAAUCAAGUUAUUUUUACUAAAUACACGGUAAACAGUGAGUCUUGUACAAUAAAAGUUAUGAAAGAGACGCAUAUAUAGUUCUAAAAACAAUACAAUAUAUUCGACUUUAAUAACACCAAACAACUUGUCACAUCAAGUGAAUAUUAAAUCCUUAUAAAUAUUUAAAAAAUAAUUAUUAUUUUCAGCCUGCUGCCAAAAAUCCAGCACAUGUCCUAUAAAAUACUGACCUGUUUGUGUUAACAUCCUUCAGACUGAUAGCAGUUCCUCUCACUAAAUAAUAAAAAACAGCAUCGCUUUUUGACAGUAGUAAAUUUGAGUUUGAAAAAUUGAGAAGGCCUCACCCAGUGCUUAAGAUAAUCCUCACCAGGAUUCAAUGUCCUGUUCUCCUCCCUUCAAUCUAAGGAUGAAACGUAAUUUGUUUGUAUGACAGUAAUACAGUGAAAUAUAACAAUAGUAAAGUCAAAUUUUUUACACCAUCACAUCAAUGCUAUAGUUCAUCAUGAGAAUAAGUUGUUUAAAGAGUUUGUUUUCAGCCCUGGCUGUCGCAGCAGUGCUUCUCUAUGUGAGCUCUGUCAAAAGGAAAAUUCAAACCCAAGAGAAGCGACUAUAUGAUGUGCAGAAAAACUUUUCACUACACAAUGCACUUCUCUUCAACAAACUAGAGAAACUGGAGGCUCAGGUGCACGCCAUGGAAGAGAUUAACCUUAAAGUGAAAACGAAGAAGAAACCAGCAGUGAAACUGUUUCCAAACUCACACCUGUUCCAGCAAUGGACUGUGGAACUUUCUGAGGAAGACCAAAGGAAGGCUGAAGAUCUCUUUCAGAAAUAUGGUUAUAAUGCUUUCAUUAGCGACCAGAUCCCUCUGGACAGAGAGCUUCCGGAGACUCGAGACUACAGAUGCAUUGGACGUCAAUAUCCAAAGAAUCUGCCCAGCAUCAGUGUGGUGUUGAUUUUUCUGGAUGAGGCCCUGUCUGUCCUUCAAAGAGCCAUUUGUAGCAUAAUUAACAGAACUCCAGCCCAUCUUCUCAAAGAGAUCAUACUGGUGGACGACCACAGCACAAAUGAAGAUCUGAAGACACAGCUGUACAUCUACGUCACAUCCAUUAAUCAGAAGCAUUCAAACUUGGUGAAGCUGGUGUCUCAUUCAGAGCAGAGAGGUCUCAGCCAGGCUCGAAUCUCAGGGUGGAAGGCUGCCACCGCAGAUGUAGUUGCCAUUUUGGAUGCCCACGUGGAAGUCCAUGUCCAAUGGGCAGAGCCUUUACUUGCUCGUAUCCAGGCGGACCGCACGGUGGUCCUGAGCCCAGUGUUUGACAAAGUGAAUUUUCAUGACCUCCAAGUAACGAAAUAUCCUGCGGCUGCACAUGGCUUUGACUGGGCGCUCUGGUGCAUGUACGAGUUGUUCCCACAGAGGUGGUAUGAUCGAAAUGACUUUUCACAGCCAGAAAAGAGUCCGUCUGUAAUGGGCAUUCUUGUGGUUGAUCGUCUGUUUUUUGGUGAGAUUGGAACUCUGGAUGGAGGGAUGGAGGUCUAUGGAGGAGAGAAUGUUGAAUUAGGAAUACGGGUGUGGCUUUGUGGAGGAAGUGUAGAGAUUGUGCCAUGCUCUAAAAUUGCUCACGUUGAAAGGGCUCACAAACCCUACAUGCUUGACCUCAGCAUUACAAUGAAGAGAAAUGCCCUCAGAGUGGCAGAAGUGUGGAUGGAUGAAUACAAGACAAAUGUUAACAUCGCAUGGAAUCUUCCCAUAAAGGACCAUGGAAUAGACAUUGGAGAUGUGUCAGAGAGAAAGAGAUUGAGAGAAAGGCUGAAAUGCAAACCAUUUAAAUGGUAUCUGGACAAUGUCUAUCCUCAGUUAAAUCUCGUUAUACUUGGUUAUGGAGUGAUGAAAAAUGAUCUGCAAACAAAUUCAUGUUUGGAUCAGGGGCCGCUUGAAGGAAACACUCCCAUUUUGUAUCCAUGUCAUUACUCAUCUUCACAGGUGUUUCAGUAUACAACUAAAGGUGAGAUAUUUAUUGGUCCCCUUGAAUCUCAUACACACCGUCGGACCCGCUGUCUCAGUGAUCCAGGCUCAGGGAAAGUCCCAGAACUGAAUUUGUGUUUGGAUGAUAAAAACCUCAAACAGCACAUAUAUUGGGACUUCAAACAGGGACAGGCUAUACAAAACAAAGACACAAAACGCUGUCUGGAGAUCAGUGCCAACCAGAAUGGAGAAUACAAUCUCUUUAUUGGUGAAUGCAGCGGUCAGCACUGGAAGAUACAGUAUGUAAUUCGGGACUUAUGAAAUGGAGGAGGCCAAACAUACUGAUGAUGGAGACAUGGAGUUAGAGCUCUUUGUAUAUAAACACUAAAGAUAUAACCCGGUUUGAGUAGGGCGUACCUCUAUCCAUGUGCCCUGUUGCACUGUUUUAAGCAAUAAUUAAACCUUUAUUUUAAAAGACAACUAACACUCAUUCUAGGGACAUCUUUAAACCAAUAGAGUUUUUUUUUUACUGAAAACGCAAAAUUAAGGAUGAUUUAAGAUGGAUAAGCAGAGAGAACUGCAGCAUAGUUGUCCAAUUAUUGUUUGAAUGUGAAUGCAGCCGUAUCCUCAACAAGUCUAUGUGCAGAAAACAACUCAUAAAAAAAUAGAUGUUUAUUAAAAUAUAAGCAUAAAUGUAAAAUAAAAUCUACUCUAAU
Misgurnus anguillicaudatus (oriental weatherfish) is the source of this 3753-nucleotide messenger RNA. Its product is annotated as probable polypeptide N-acetylgalactosaminyltransferase 8. Gene Ontology annotation, biological process: protein O-linked glycosylation. The record is from RefSeq and is a predicted model, not a curated record. Gene Ontology annotation, cellular component: Golgi apparatus. NCBI's taxonomy places the organism in Eukaryota, Metazoa, Chordata, Actinopteri, Cypriniformes, Cobitidae. Gene Ontology annotation, molecular function: polypeptide N-acetylgalactosaminyltransferase activity.